AGUCUCACACUCACUACCCGGUUAGUCGUCUGGCCACAAACGGCUCUCAUCCGUCAGCUGAAGGAGCGCUGCAUUCGUCCAUCCGUCCGUCUGGCUCGGAUUUCUUUGCUUCAAGUCGUCUCAAGGCGACGUUCUGCAGCUCAAGUUGGAGAAUCAACAGCUGGAAGACAUCUGGACCGCUUGAAACCACCUGACACACAAACACCUUCCGCUGCGUCAGGCCGCCGAGGGUCAGGAGAACGAAGGCUGCUGAGGAAGAGGAGAGCAGCCACUUCAUCCUCGCUGUUGAUCCUGCUUCAGGAUGCCGGACAAUACUGAGUGCUGGACAGCGGACACACACACACACACACACGUGCACACACACACACGUGCACACACACACACGUGCACGCAAAGGUCGGGAGAAAGUCUAUAGAAGGAAGUAAUAUUGUUAUUAAUGAUGCAGGGAGCACUUGUGAAAGACAUAAAUACACACACACAGACACACAAACACAAAGCCAGCAGGUUUCCUAAGAACAGGAAGGGAGGGACAUUUAAGGUUUAAGGACAUUUAAUAAAUAAGGGAAGCUCAGAACAAUUUCAGGCUUUUUUUUACCCCCGUUUAACCGGGUUUUUGUUAUAUAAAUAUCUGUAAAUCAAUAAGUGUAACAAUCAAAGACGCUCAAACUUUAGUUGUCAUUUGGGACUUUCUUUUUGGGGGGGCGGUGUUAAACCCAAACCGCCACCAUGUUGAGAGCUACCGAGAGGCCUUCAGUGCUCCCAAAUUGUGGGUCCGGAGCCCUCAAAUUGUGUAAUUCUUCCGCAUCAGAUGGUACUUUGGACGUUCAGUUCCUCCAUUGAUUGGUUCGGGCCUGAAGCCGCUUCCUUGUGACGGAUGAAUUGAAAGUAAGAUUUCUUUUCUUUCACCGCAGGGAGAGUCAAAUUCCUCUAAUUUUAGAUUUUCUUGAGAAUGUAACAAUGGAUCUUUUGAGAAAAGCUCUAAAAAGCAAACGAGGAAAAAGUUGAAGAUUCAUUUACUCCCAUAAAAAGCCAUUGUGUCAAAUAGCAACCCUUAGGCAAAGUAAACAUUCUACAAUGUUCUCCUAAACGACGUCGUUUUGGGGCCUUUACUUAACUUUUGAUUCCUGUGAAGCUGGAACUUUAAUUUGAAAAAAAGACAAUUGUUUUGAGGACAAGGAGGAGCAACUUUUAGUCAAAGGCAAAUCCCUCUAGUCUUCAUAAAAGGUUUAGGAAUAGAGAUUAAACUUUCAAAUGUUAGGAGUUCACCUUCCAAUCAUCCAAAGUCAACAACAAUAACAAUAAACUCCUGUUAUAGAAACAAGAUGUUAUUAUUUCUAUUUAACGAAGCUGCUGACUUUGCAUUUCACGUUGCAGCAUGAAGGCGUAUUGAAACGUGUGUUUACAGCAGACGUCUCGCGGGGUUUUCCUUUCCCAGAGACAGGGAGUGUGGGAAUCCAGAGUCAAGCUAAACUAAGAAGCACAAGUAUUUAUUAAUGGGGUCAGUACCGGGGCGGGAGAGGGGGUCACGGGGGUCAGAUAGUAAGAGAACACACACACACACACACACACUCUCAAUGUGCUUUGGUCAGCUGUAAGUAUAAUUAUACCCUGAAAUGUAUCUACGGUUUUACUUUAUUAUCCGAUUGGAGAUUUGAAUCGUCGAGGAGAUGACGACAGACGUGUUCUCUGUGAUUCUAGGUCCCGCUGAGAGACAAAUAGAUACACAGAAGGUCUGACAUGGCGGACUGGAGCCUGCUGGGAAACUUCCUGGAGGAAGUACAGGAGCACUCUACCUCUGUUGGCAAGGUGUGGCUGACCGUCCUCUUCAUCUUCCGCAUCCUGGUGCUCGGGACGGCCGCCGAGUCGUCCUGGGGGGACGAGCAGGAGGACUUCAACUGCGACACGGAGCAGCCGGGCUGCGAGAACGUCUGCUACGACCGAGCGUUCCCCAUCGCCCACAUACGAUACUGGGUGCUGCAGAUCGUGUUCGUGUCCACCCCCAGCCUGAUCUACAUGGGCCACGCCAUGCACACCGUCCGCAUGGAGGAGAAGAGGAGGAGCCGGGAGGAGGAGGAGGGGGGGGAGGAGAGGGAGGAGGAGGACGGGGCCGGAGGGGAGAGGGAGGAGGACCCGGGAGGGGGCAAAGGGGGAGGGAAACAACACGGGAGGAAAGGAGAGAAGGACAGAGGAAAGGAGGAGAGCAGAGAGGGUCAGCCGGCAGGUCGGGUCCACCUGAGGGGGGCGCUGCUGCAGACCUACGUCCUGAGCAUCCUGCUGAGGAGCGUCAUGGAGGUGGUGUUCCUGCUCCUCCAGUACUUCAUGUACGGCGUGUUCCUCAACUCUCUGUACAUCUGCAAGGCCUCCCCGUGCCCUCACCCCGUGAACUGUUACGUCUCGCGGCCAACGGAGAAGAACGUCUUCAUCGUGUUCAUGAUGACCGUCUCCGCCGUGUCUCUGCUCCUCAGCGUGCUGGAGCUGCAUCACCUGGCGUGGAGACACUGCUGCAGGCGUCACUUCUCAAGAGCGAAGGCCGUCCCUCCAGCCAACGCCUCGCUGGCCCGUCAGCUCUCCGUGCCCCCCCCGCCGCCGCCGCCGCCGCCCACCCCUCCCCCGGACUUCAACCAGUGCGUGAUGGGCUCCUCCCACUUCCUGCCCCUCCCUUUCCCCAACCAGCACCUCGCCAACCAGCAGAACUCUGACAACAUGGCCGCCGAGAAGCACAAGAUGGCCGCCGCUGCCGCUGCCGCCGAGGAGGUGACCCUCCUCCAGAUGAGCCGCUAUCUGCCCGCGUGGCCCGCGGCGGGCGGCGGCCAGAUCCAAGAUGGCGGAUACCUGAGGAGCGGCGUCGACGGGGAGACGGGCGCAGGUCACAAGGACCGGCGGAGGUUCAGCAGGACGAGCGGGACGAGCAGCCGGACCCGAGCCGACGACCUCUCGGUGUAGAGGUCACCCGGGGCGCCGACCCGCUGCGAUCUUUGAGCGAAGAUGGUGUUCGUUCGACUCCUCUUUGCUUUCAGCCUUUUCAGAAGAAGGCUACGGAACGAUGACUCGACUGAAUCCACAGGGAGGAAAGUUCUUCUUUCAGUUUGUUCUCAAACCGCUGAGAACAAACUGGGCCUCACGGAGGCUGAUGGGAGCUCGUUUGAUUGCUGACACUUUUUUUGGUGUACUUGAUUCAUUUUAACGUCUCAUGGGGACUGAAACACGUCUGAAAUGUCGGUUUAGUGUUUUAUUUGUUAUUUGUGUUUAGUAGUUUUACACCGAUCACUUCCAUCAGUGAGGAUUUUUACAUUGUUGGAUUGUUCCUAUAUGGCAGGUUUAUAUUUAUUAUUCUACUUCAAUAAUGUGAAUACGUAUGUUUAAAAAGUUUUGCUAUAUCUGAGUCUCCGAAAUGCUGAUGAAUAUAAAAAGCGGUUUUGUUUUCACAGUGUCUCUUCUCUUUUUUAAUUGAUUCAAUUGAUUAUUGUUAAACUCGACGUGACUCGCCUUAAUAGAAAUGUUAUACACAACAGACAUCUUGACAUUAUGGCACUGCUCUGAAGCAGCAAAAUGGAAUUUGGCCAUUAUUCAUUUUAUAUUUUUCUUCUUGUGAUUUUUCUACUAACAAAAUAAAUGAUUGAAAAACUACUGAU
Molecule: messenger RNA, 3632 nt
Organism: Pungitius pungitius (ninespine stickleback)
Lineage: Eukaryota; Metazoa; Chordata; Actinopteri; Perciformes; Gasterosteidae
Product: gap junction alpha-5 protein-like
Exons: 7
Coding region: 1738-2943 (401 amino acids)
Biological process (GO): cell-cell signaling; atrial cardiac muscle cell to AV node cell communication by electrical coupling; heart development
Cellular component (GO): connexin complex
Molecular function (GO): gap junction channel activity involved in atrial cardiac muscle cell-AV node cell electrical coupling
Source: RefSeq, a predicted model, not a curated record